ACCAACGUAACAUUACGCGAGAACUCCGAGCGUCUACAGACGUGUUUUGUGGGUCAUGGAGAAGGAAGGUAAAUAAAAGAGCAACGCAAACGACGUUGGUGGCUGUUUUCACACGGUUCCCGUGAGGUUUGACGCGCUGGUUGCGGAAACUUGUGUUCUGAAAAGGGAGUAAAAACAGACGGAGAGGAGGGACGGACGGUUCGGCUCCAGCAGAAGCUGUCGGCGUUCUCAGGUGAUCUGAUUGGGUUUGCCUCAUUCUUGUGUUGCCAUGGCGAUGCGGGAGUUGGUGGAGGCAGAAUGUGGGGGAGCCAAUCCCCUCAUGAAGCUGACCAGUCAUAUGACCAAGGAAGGGGGGGCAUGGCGGCACCGCUCGACACCGACAAUUCCCCCCACUCCUAUUGAAAUUGCAACAGAAGAAGAGCUAGUGAAUGAGUUCCUUCAGGCCCCCCCACGACCCCCCCACACAUUUGACAUGGGUCAACUGCUGGAGGAGAUGCAGCAAAUUGACCAGCAAAGCUACAGACAAGCUCCACAGAGAGCUCCAGAUGUGGCAGCACUGGCUCUCUCUGGAGACUGGGCGGCCGAGUUCCUCUCGGGUUCCGAAUCUGCUUCUGCACCAGGCCUCAUCGCUCUCGGUGAUACAGCAGAUGCUGAUUGGACGAGAGAGUUUAUUGCUGAGGCUGCAGAUCCUGGGCGCUGGGCAGAGGAAUAUCUGGAGCAGUCGGAGGAGAAGUUGUGGCUUGGAGACCUGGGAGAAAAGGAAAAUGAAUGGACAAAGGAGUAUCAGGCAGGAGAGGAGCUCAGACAGACGGCCAAUGAGCUUGUCUCAAAGGUUGAUGACCCCAAGUUACAAAACACAGAGUUCCUGCGUUUCGUUAGGCAGAUUGGCGAGGGCAGUGUCACAGUGGAGAGCAGAGCAGACAGACAGCUCACAGAUAAAGCUCAGGCCGUGGAGGCUCAGAACUGGGCCUCCAACCUCAACCAGUUCCUGAUGGAGACAGGGGGAGGGAGUCUUCCCCUGGUUCCCCCAGAGAGGAAUAAGAAGAUUGAAAAAACUAAAGCUAAACAGGCAGAGAAGUGGGCCAAGGUCAUCAGGCAGGUGUCAGAAGAGUCAGCUGAAGCCUGGGUAGAUGAGUUCACCACAACCGGACCAGUUUUCCAACAAGCCAAAGCUGCAGUGGAGAGUGAUGUGGAUUUCUGGGAGAAGCUGCAGGAGGAGUGGGAGGAGAUGGCAAAGAGGGAUGCAGAGAGCCACCCCUGGCUGUCUGACUUUGAUCAGCUACUCAGUUCAUCAUACGACAAGGGAUAUCAGUUUGAAGACGACAACCCGUAUUUAUCCCAUCCUGACCCUUUGUCAGAGGGAGUGAAGAGGAUGGAGGCAGGAGACAUUCCUGGUGCCGUACGCUUCUUUGAAAGCGCUGUACAGCGAGAGCCAGACAACCCGCUGGCUUGGCAGUAUCUGGGAACCUGUCAGGCAGAAAACGAGCAAGAAUUUGCUGCAAUCAGCGCCCUCCGCAGAUGUAUAGACCUGAAGAACGACAACCUGACUGCUCUGAUGGCGUUGGCUGUCAGUUUUACUAACGAGUCGCUGCACAGGCAGGCCUGUGAGACCCUCCGUGAUUGGCUAAAACACAAUCCAAAAUACCGCUCUGUUUGGGAGCAGAGUGAACUCGAACAACAAAAGGAUGGUUCCAGUGACCGGGAGAAGGAGAGGGAGAGGUUCGGGUCACUGCUGCCAGAAUCUUUGUUUACAGAUGUCCAGUCGUUGUUCCUGCGUGCAGCUAACUCUGACCCAGCCCAGGUGGAUCCCCAGCUGCAGUGUGGUCUGGGGGUUCUCUUCAACCUCAGCGGAGAGUACGAUAAGGCUGUAGACUGUUUCAGUGCUGCUCUCUCUGUCACACCACAGGACUACCUGCUGUGGAAUAAGUUGGGUGCAACACUGGCCAACGGAAGUCGCUCAGAGGAGGCAGUGGCCGCCUACAGGAGAGCUCUGGAGCUGCAGCCAGGUUUCGUCCGUAGUCGCUACAAUUUGGGCAUUAGCUGUGUCAACUUAGGAGCACACAGAGAGGCAGUGGAGCACUUCCUCGAAGCUCUGUCUCUUCAGCGCCAGGCGUCAGGGGAAGGGGCGAGAGCAGUUCGGGGGCCUGGAGGUGCUGCAGCAACCAUGAUGUCGGACAACAUCUGGUCUACCCUGCGCAUGGCUCUCAGCAUGAUGGGGGAGAGCUCUCUGUAUGGUGCCGCUGAUCGCCGGGACUUGGACACAUUAUUGGCUCAUUUUUGCCAGAGAGAAGUGGAAGGUGGGACUGAAUGAAAUACAGCCAGAAGUGGUGGGCUCAUCAUGUGUGAAUGUGUCCUGCUGGGAGGUAAAUGUUUGGCUGACUGAAGGAAUCGGAAUCAGAGUGGUGACGGUUAGCGAGAAAAGAGACACUGUGACUUACCUUCCAUCCUAAGGACUUCAUUUUGUGCUUGUAUGUUUUAAACAACGUCCAUCAAAUGUUGCAGUCUGUACUAGAAGAGAAAUCAGCUAGCAGCAGUAAUACAGUUAUGUCGCUGUAUUUGAAAUGUUUGACAGUUCGUUCAUUUCCUCCAACUCUGUUGAUCUGGGGAACUGGGUUUUUUUUGUUUGUUUUUUUCAAGAUUUGUUCUCGAUGAAGAAAGUAAAUGAAAACGCAUGAAUGAAUCACCUUUGAUUUCACUAAGCACCAGUGUGGACAGUUCUGUUAACUCGAUGUUCUCAUUUUGUUUCUCAACAGCAGGAUGUAAAUGAACUGUUUCUCUCUUUCUCUUGUGUCUCAUCUCUUGUGUAAAUUAAAGGUAAAGUGUUGCAAUGACAUUUAAAAAAACAAAACAAAAAACAUUGUCUUGCUUUUUAUCAAAAGCGCUUUCAAGGGAACUAUUAUAACAGUCCAGAGUACAAACACUAGUCAAAAGAUCAAUAGUGGCUUGUUUUUCUGUUACCGAUUAACCUAUAUAUUAUUUAAUUUUUUUUAGUAAUCAUUUAUCAGCCAGGACAACAAACUGACAACCAGCAGGACUGUUACUGUGUGUAUGUGUGUACAUUACAGUAUGUGUGUGUUUUGGGGGUAUUGUGUGGGAUAUUAAUCGUGCGUUAGGUCAUAUAAUUGAAACAUCGUUGAUAAUGAUUCUGCAGGCUCUUAUCUUGCCUUUUUUUCAUAGCGCUCUUGUAAAACAACAUGCUUCAUUGUAAAAUAAUGCCAUAUUGUGUAUUGUAAAAUAAUUGUUGCACUAUAAUUGUUUUCAGGCUAGUUUAAUCCUGACUGCAAUGUUUAAUAUAAUAUUCAGCAAUAAAGCUUUGAUUCCAAACCUG
This is a messenger RNA of Solea senegalensis (Senegalese sole), 3328 nucleotides long. RefSeq names its product peroxisomal biogenesis factor 5 (gene pex5). Gene Ontology annotation, molecular function: protein binding. The transcript is spliced from 17 exons. Gene Ontology annotation, biological process: protein import into peroxisome matrix, docking. The coding region runs from base 269 to 2311 and encodes 680 amino acids. Gene Ontology annotation, cellular component: peroxisomal membrane; cytosol. Lineage: Eukaryota; Metazoa; Chordata; Actinopteri; Pleuronectiformes; Soleidae. The record is from RefSeq and is a predicted model, not a curated record.